Pipistrellus nathusii (Nathusius's pipistrelle) is the source of this 408-nucleotide messenger RNA. The record is from the annotation of a GenBank genome assembly. NCBI's taxonomy places the organism in Eukaryota, Metazoa, Chordata, Mammalia, Chiroptera, Vespertilionidae.
AUGGCGGCGCUGGGGGGACCUGUACGGCUGGAAAGGGAUAUCUGUAGAGCAAUUGAAUUGUUGGAAAAACUACAAAGGAGUGGGGAGGUACCACCACAGAAACUUUGGGCUUUACAAAGAGUCCUGCAAAGUGAAUUCUGCAAUGGUGUAAGAGAGGUAUAUGAAUGUGUCUGUGAGACUGUGGACAUCAGCAGCUGUCCUGAAGUGAGAGCUAAUGAUACGGCAAAGGCUAGUGUUGCUGCAUUUGCUGCCAGUGAAGGACAUUCUCAUCCUCGAGUUGUUGAGCUUCCGAAAACAGAAGAGGGCCUUGGGUUCAAUAUCAUGGGAGGCAAAGAACAAAACUCUCCAAUCUAUAUAUCUCGAAUAAUUCCGGCAGGAAUUACUGAUAGACAUGGGGGCCUCAAGUGA